UUCAUUUCAUAUUCUUUUCCCCAUAUAAUUCAUCAAUCAUGAAUCCAUCAAAAGUUUUCGUGUUCCUAUUCCUUGUCCUGUCUUCUGCUGCUAUAUUUCCCGGCUCUCGUGCUUCCGACCCCGACGCACUUCAAGACUUAUGCAUUGCUGAUACUUCCAAAGGAACAAAAGUGAACGGAUUCCCAUGCAAGGAAGAUGCCAACAUAACAGCCGCCGACUUCUUCUUCACCGGACUAGCAAACGCCGCCACCAUCAACAACUCCGUUGGAUCCACCGUCACACCGGCCAACGUCGACAAAAUCCCCGGCCUCAACACACUCGGCGUUUCCCUCGCCCGAAUUGACUACGCAGCGGACGGCGGUCUGAAUCCGCCACACGUGCACCCACGCGCCACCGAGAUCGUCUUCGUCCUCGACGGGGAACUGGACGUUGGUAUCAUAACUACCGCCAACAAACUGAUUUCCAAAACCAUAAAAAAAGGUGAAAUCUUUGUCUUCCCCAAGGGACUGCUUCACUUCCAGCAGAACAACAAGGAUAAACCCGCUUCUGUUAUCGCCGCCUUCAACAGCCAGCUGCCCGGAACUGUGUCGGUCGCCGCCGCCUUGUUUUCCUCAUCCCCCGCCGUCGACGACGGCGUCCUCGCCAGAGCUUUUCAGAUUGAUUCCCAAGAGGUGGGAGAGAUAAAAUCUAAGAUUGCGGCUAAGAAGAAGUGAUCUAUUUUAUGUAUACUGAGAUUUUAUUAUUACUUUUUUUCUUUUUAAUGAGGAAUAAUUUUUGUUCGUGAAAAAUGAGGAAUAAUUGUGUUGGUUUCUACUA
Messenger RNA from Cucurbita moschata (crookneck pumpkin), 816 nucleotides. RefSeq names its product germin-like protein subfamily 2 member 4. Bases 39 to 713 code for a protein of 224 amino acids. Gene Ontology annotation, biological process: plasmodesmata-mediated intercellular transport; regulation of root development. The record is from RefSeq and is a predicted model, not a curated record. Gene Ontology annotation, molecular function: manganese ion binding. NCBI's taxonomy places the organism in Eukaryota, Viridiplantae, Streptophyta, Magnoliopsida, Cucurbitales, Cucurbitaceae. Gene Ontology annotation, cellular component: cell wall; plasmodesma. The transcript is spliced from 2 exons.